CAACUCUCUCGACGUACGUGAGUGGCAGUGAGUUCGGUGGCUACAUGUGGAUAAUCCGCCGGUCGUCGUUGCGACUCCGAGUGACUGAUUCAGCAUUACUAUUUAUCUUAAAACGUGCACGACAAGUAACGAGCGUCCAAAAUGCAGAUGGAUCAGACGACGAUGCAGCUGAUACAGGUUUUAGAGAAGACUGUAUCACCAGACAAAAAUGAGUUGGAGGCAGCGAAGAACUUCCUGGAGCAAGCGGCCCUCACGAAUAUUCAUGAAUUCCUCCAACGUCUGUCAGGCGUGCUGGGCACGACAGCAGCGAGCACAGUGGCGCGCAUGGCCGCAGGUCUCCAACUGAAGAACCAGCUCACCUCCAAAGACCCAGCCGUAAAAGCCCAAUUCCAACAGCGAUGGCUGGCAAUUCCCGUCGAAACCCGAGAAUACAUAAAGAAAAACAUCCUAGGAGCCUUGGGUACCGAGACCAACCGUCCCAGUUCAGCAGCCCAAUGUGUCGCCUACGUAGCUGUAGCCGAGCUUCCAGUGAAUCAGUGGACAGACCUCAUUCCCCUUCUCGUCAGCAACAUAGCAGACCAGAACAGCACCGAAAUGAUGAAGGAAGCAACCCUCGAGACGAUCGGUUACAUCUGCCAAGAGAUCGACAGCGAAGUCCUCGUAUCCCAAUCAAAUCAGAUCCUCACUGCCAUUAUUCACGGAAUGAAAGGCUCCAGCACCUCGAACCACGUGAAACUAGCAGCGACAAGAGCCCUCUACAACUCUUUAGAAUUCACGAAAGGAAACUUUGAGAUUGAGUCAGAGAGAAAUUUCAUAAUGGAGGUUGUCUGUGAAACAACUCAGUCCACCAACACACAGAUACGAGUGGCAGCCCUGCAAUGUCUCGUGAAGAUCAUGUCCCUUUACUACCAAUUUAUGGAGCCCUACAUGGGCCCUGCACUCUUUCCAAUAACUCUAGAAGCGAUGAGAUCAGACAGCGAUGAAGUGGCUCUCCAGGGUAUCGAGUUCUGGUCGAAUGUAGCUGAUGAAGAAGUAGAUUUAUCCAUGGCUGAGGGUGAAGCCUCUGAGGGAGGUCGUCCGCCUUCAAAAGUAUCUCGUCAUUAUGCCAAAGGUGCACUGGUGUACCUCGUCCCAGUUUUGAUACAGAAGCUAACGAAGCAGGAGGAGUUCGACGAUGAAGACGACUGGAACCCCUCAAAGUCAGCUGGAGUUUGCUUGAUGCUUCUAGCGUCUUGCUGUGAGGAGAGCAUAGUCCCUCACGUACUUCCCUUCGUCAAGGAGAACAUAAAGAACCCAGACUGGAGGUACAGAGACGCAGCUCUGAUGGCUUUCGGAUCAAUCCUUGGGGGGCUGGAGCCAGCAACACUUAAACCUCUUGUUGAGCAAGCCAUGCCGACCCUGAUCGAGCUGAUGUACGACGUGAGUGUUGUGGUAAGGGACACGGCGGCCUGGACCUUCGGCAGAAUCUGCGAAAUCAUUCCUGAGGCUGCGAUAAACCCAACUUACUUGAAGCCUCUACUGGAAUCUCUAGCGAAUGGCCUCAAUGCUGAGCCCAGAGUGGCUGCAAACGUUUGCUGGGCCUUCACAGGCCUAGCUGAAGCUAGCUACGAGUCUGCUGAGGCUGGGGAUGACGAGCAGCCUGAGACGUACUGCAUGUCAAUGUUUUUUGAUUACAUCGUUCAGAGACUGCUGGAGACGACUGACAGGGUUGAUGGGGCACAAGCGAAUCUUCGGUCAGCUGCUUACGAAGCACUGAUGGAGAUGGUGAAGAACUCGCCUAAGGACUGUUAUGUUACCGUUCAGAAGACGACGAUGGUGAUACUGGAGAGACUUCAGCAGGUCCUGCAGAUGGAGACUCACUUCCAGAAUCACUCUGACAGGGCUCAGUACCAUGAUCUCCAGUCACUCUUGUGUGCAACACUCCAGUCUGUUUUGAGGAAAGUCACCCCUGAGGAUGCACCAAGGAUCUCUGAUGCUAUCAUGAAUGCUUUGUUAUCGAUGUUCAGUUCGAACUCUGGAAAGGUUGGGGGUGUGCAGGAGGAUGCGCUCAUGGCAGUGUCCACAUUGGUCGAGGGCCUUGGGGACGGUUUCCUCAAAUACAUGGAUGCUUUCAAGCCAUUCUUGUGUCUUGGGUUGAAGAAUCAUGCUGAGUACCAGGUCUGCGGAGCUGCAGUUGGACUCACUGGGGAUAUUUGUAGGGCUUUGAAGGGGAAAAUGCUGCCCUACUGCGAUGAGAUCAUGACGCUGUUGCUGGAGAAUCUGGGGAAUGAGUCGGUCCAUCGAUCUGUGAAGCCUCAGAUUCUCUCGGUCUUUGGAGAUGUGGCUCUCAGUAUUGGGCCGGAGUUCAAGAAGUACCUCGAUGUGGUACUCCAGACAUUGGCGCAGGCCUCUCAGGCCAAUGUCGACAGAACUGAUUAUGAUAUGAUUGAUUAUUUGAAUGAGCUGAGGGCGGGCGUUCUGGAGGCGUACACAGGAAUUAUUCAGGGUUUCAAAGGGGAGAAUGACGUCGCUGGGGCGCCCAAUGCUGAUGUGAUGCUGUUGGAGCCGCAUGUUCCAUUUGUCAUUCAGUUUAUCACGUCUAUUGCACAGGACAGGGAGCACUCGGACGAGGCCAUGUCUGCUGCUAUUGGGUUGCUUGGAGAUCUUGUCGUCGCAUUUGGAGCCAAGAUGCUACCCAUGGUGGAGACAGAACCUCUUACUGAGUUACUUACCAAGGGGAGGAGGGCCAGGGUCAAUAAGGCCAGGGCUCUCGCUGCAUGGGCCACUAAGGAAAUUCGAAAGGCCAAGAAUACUGCUAAUUCUACGUCGAGUUGAUCACCCCACGAAUGUACUCUCGUGCAAAUUGAUUUGACUAGAAACCUAUCGAACACAAUACAAAGACAACAAGAUUGGAUGGUGCGGAUGCGAGUAGAUGGAUGUGCGUGAGAUUUUCCCAGUAAAAAAGCGAGAGAGAAAGAGAGAGCGAGAGAGAGACAGAGACAGAAAAAAAACACAAAAAAAUGCAAAAAUGGAUGAUGAGGAUGAGGAAUACGAGGUGAUGAGAGAAAUGGUGAUUUAUUGAUGAUGAUGAUGAUGAUGAGUCUGCACGUGUUCUCCCUCUGGGCCCUUCCCCCAAGAAGUGUGUGUUGCGUCAGAAACUGAAAGAAAUAAAUGAGUAAACAAUUUAAUGAGGGAGGAACUGUGGUCCACUGCUGAUUGGAUGGCCGACGACGGAUGAAGGAUACAAUUGAGUGCAAGUCGAUAAUGUUGCCAAAUAAGUGAAUGAGAAAAAGAGAAAAAAAAUAAACGAAAAAUGAUAAACCAUACACGAGAAUACAAGAGAGCCCUGUCUAAAAGAGGUCUGGUGAUACGAGUGUGCCUGAAAAAAGUAAAAAAAAAAAUAGAAAAAUUGCAGAGACUAAUAAGUGAGACAUUAAUAAAUAAUUAACUGCUGAUUAGACUGUGUACUUAUCACCGUCAAUGCAGAAUCGUCGGCGCGUGAGCUGGGUUUAUGCGUGUGAUCACCUCAGAGCCGAAUGAGUGCGACUGAGUUCUGUGUGAUAUCGAUUAUCUGAUUUUUCUCUUUAGCAUAUGCGAUUUUGACGAACUUUACUUUUUUUUUUCUCUUUUCACAUCAUUUUAGUGGUGGAGUGAUAGAAUGAGCUUGGUUUUUGGGAUGUCUUGGAAUCUGAGGGGGAUAAAGAUUUAAAAACUCUUGAGUAAUUUUUUGUGGAGAAAAAUUAUCGAAAAAAGUUCGUUUGAAAAUUCAUUAAUUUUUAUUUAAUUUAGAGAUAACAAUUUUUUAUGGAUCAAAAUUUUUAUAAUUCUCAGUUUCCCCACGAAGAAAGCCGACAAGAGAAUUGUCUCCUUGAGAGUCGAGGAUAUUCAGCAAAGCGUAUGUUUUACCACUGCUCUACAGAUUUUUUCUUUUCAUUGAUCAAAGGAAACAAUUGAAUUGUUCGAUUCUAAAUGAUUUUUAGUUUGAAAUAAUAGUUUUCUUUUCUUCAUCGAAAUUCCUGCGCGGCUGGCGGCGAAUGAAGUGUGAUUGAACUACUGAAAAAAAUAGGGAUAAACCAUUUUUUUGAAUACAAGAUGAAGAUAAAAUGUGAUGAUUAUUGUAUGUUAGAUGUUGUAAGGGAAUUUAUGAAUGCAUGAUACUAGUUUAUAUGCUAAGAGACAUGAAUGAAUGAUUGUAUGAAAGACUAUUGGUUGAAUAAAGUUGUAAAUGAGAAAUACAAAA
This is a messenger RNA of Diachasma alloeum, 4219 nucleotides long. RefSeq names its product importin subunit beta-1 (gene Fs(2)Ket). The record is from RefSeq and is a predicted model, not a curated record. Lineage: Eukaryota; Metazoa; Arthropoda; Insecta; Hymenoptera; Braconidae. Gene Ontology annotation, molecular function: nuclear import signal receptor activity; small GTPase binding. Gene Ontology annotation, cellular component: cytoplasm; nucleus. Bases 142 to 2814 code for a protein of 890 amino acids. The transcript is spliced from 5 exons. Gene Ontology annotation, biological process: protein import into nucleus.